CUAGGCUCUAGGUUUAUGCUAACGCUGAGCCUCUCUAGCCUUCGAUCGCCGUCCUCUCGGUGGUAGCGACGGGGAGGAAAGGAAAAGCCGGCAGCGAAGUCGGCCCUACGCGAAUGCGAGUGCAGCCCAAAUUCUGCAGAGGAGAGCACGAGCUAAGGGCGAUCAGCAUGUGACCUACUAGAGCGAGCGAGCCAGAGAGAGAGAAAGAUCAAUCUAGACAAAAUCAAACAAGGGAAAUUUGCUGGAAUCUAGAGUGAUGGAUCCAUGUUCAGUUGGCGUCCAGCUUCGUACCACAAAUGAGUGUCAUAAAACCUACUACACUCGUCACACGGGUUUCAAGACUUUGCAAGAAUUGUCAUCAAAUGAUAUGCUUUUACUUCAACUUAGAACUGGAAUGACACUUUCUGGGAACAAUACCAUUUGCUUCCAUCAUGCAAAAAUUUACAUUGACAGAUUUGAGGAUUUGCAGAAGUCAUGUUGUGACCCAUUUAACAUACACAAAAAACUAGCCAAAAAAAAUUUGCAUGUAAUUGACUUAGAUGAUGCCACUUUUCUGAGUGCAAAAUUUGGAAGACAGCUUGUACCUGGUUGGAAGCUUUGUCCAAAAUGUACACAGAUAAUCAAUGGAAGUGUGGAUGUUGAUUCUGAAGACCGGCAGAGAAGAAAACCUGAUUCAGAUGGAAGAACUGCUAAAGCUUUGAGGUCAUUGCAAUUUGCAAACCCGGGAAAGCAAACCGAAUUUGCUCCAGAAACUGGUAAAAGAGAAAAAAGAAGGCUCACAAAAAAUGCAACCGCUGGUUCUGACAGACAAGUGAUACCUGCGAAGAGUAAGGUCUAUGAUAGCCAGGGUCUCCUGAUUUUCAGUGGAAUGGACCUUUGUGACUGCCUUGAUGAAGACUGUUUAGGAUGUUUCUAUGCUUGUCCUGCCUGUGGUUCCACCAAAUGUGGAGCUGAAUGCCGCUGUGACCGCAAGUGGCUGUAUGAGCAAAUCGAAAUCGAAGGAGGAGAAAUCAUUCAUAACAAACAUGCUGGAUAAUUUGUGGUAUCAAAUAACGGGCUCUUUAAAGAUCCCUUCUCCAUUUCUAAAACUCUCUUAUCCUAAGGUACAUUUUAAAGUUGACUGCCAGAUGAUGAGAAUUUUUGAAAACCACCUCAACAUGCACUCACUGUGCACUAACGUUGCAUUUAGGGUGCUUUAAGAUUAUUAUCUGAUGUAUAUUUAGAUGGGCUGUUCCUCAGCAGUCAGCUUUAAGCCUGUUAGUGUUAACAAGUAGGCAGUCCUCCAUUAGCACAGCUUAAAUUUCAGUUACCAUGGUCUAUACUGUGAGCAGUUAGGUGAAGUACAAACUUCCCUGCCAGCCCUUUGGUUCACAGCUCAUUAUGGAACAGACGUGCUUCAUCAUCUCUGACCAAUCACAGUAAUUCUCUCACAGUAAUUCUCUCAGAUUCUGCUAGUGAUUGGUUAUUGCACAGCUGUCAUUCAGUUCACUCACAGCAAAGCCCUGUGGUUGUGUUGUCUCCUUGUAACCCAUGUGACAUUUUACAGAAGUAGAUCAUCAAAAGAACUGGCCAACAAAGAUAAAAGUGAGUGAAGAAAUGAAAAACUGCACUGAAUGUAAGUGGAGUUGUAGAAGGGAUCACUGAUGGGAAUGUUGGCGCUGUUGCUGUUCUGGAGCCUCAGUGUGAAGCUAGGGGUGCCUCGCGGGGGCACGUGUAACGUGAAUAAGCAAGUUGGUCGUGACAGGAAAGUUGAAUAGGUCCCUGAGGAAGUGAUGGGAAAAACUUCAUGUUAAAGGAAAUUAGAGUUAUUUUACAACAUUGAAAGUACAAAUGGAAAAAUGGUGGAAGCUGAUCCAAACUUGAGUAUGACAGUUCGCAGUGGCUUAUUUAUAGUAUCCUUAGUUAACAAAAAGGCAAGCACUGUUCAGACCACUUUUGGUUAGUUUUUUACAGUGAAAUAACACUUUCUCAAUGUUUCUAAUGUUUUAAAUUAUAGUGUACUAACAUAGUUUUUUUACAGUGUUUUUGUUUUCUUUUGUUUGUAACUGACCGAGUUUUAAAUAUUUUCACAGAUUUUUAAAGGUCACAGAAUAUUUUUCCCCAUAUUAAGAUUGCUUCGAAUGGCCAUUUUUGAUGGUCCUACACUACUGUGCAAGCCAAGGACUGUAGCUGAGAACAGGGCCUACCUACAUCAGAAAAAAUUAAUUUUGAUAAAACUAGGUGGUUGAGUGUUAAAAGAAUUUUGGAAAUCUACAUAUCUGAAUGCUAAAAUUCGUCUUGCAGCUUACCCUUAAAAAAAAAAAAGUUUUAGUAUUGUAAACAAACCUUUCAUUGUUUAGACCAUAUGUUCUUGGUGAAAAUUUUUUCUUGAUGGCAAAAAUCUCAUUCUUUUUAUAAAACAUCAGUGUACAUAUAAUACAUAAACAGGGAUACAUUGUAUCUACGGUAUUAAAGUUUUAUGGGGUGGUGAUUAGGAUUAAAAGGCCUAAAAAAGGCUUUAAGGGAGUAAUAAUGAGAAAAAAAACAUUAGAGAAACACUGGUUGAGAGUAUAAAUUAUUUGGAAAUUGAAUCUUGAUGUACACGUUUUUAUAGAAUUUGUAUGGGUGCUGUUUGGAGGAUUAGAGUGGGUGAUAACUGUUCUUUUGUAAGCAGCUACCUGUCUGUGUAAUCUUUUCUCAUCUGGGACAUUGCCAGGAAACUAGGUUUUUGCUUGGUUUUCCCUAAAUUAUAGUACUUUAGUUUAAUCAGGGGAACGUUUAGCAGUUUGAAAUACUUUUUAGCUAUUGAAACGAAAUUUAUACAACCAGUUUGAUUAAAUUGACCAGUAGAGGUUUAUUUUUACUCCUGCAUACUUCUGGUAUCUGUUUAACAGGUUUUACUUUGAUGGUAUCCCGUUUUGAACCAUGGAGUUGUCAUUAAGUUACAAUUGUCACUGACCAGAUAUCAGAAGUAUGGUUAGUCUCAAUUCUUUAAUUCACAUUUCAACAGAGCACUGGCAAAGAGAAUAUUUUGGCUCUCUUAUACUUAAAUCAGAUGCUAGAUUUUUUUUUCUGAAUUAAGGAAAUAUUUGUUAUAGAAGAUACACAGACUUCCAAUUUUAUCUGAACUUCUGGGUUCAUUAGACGUUAAGUUGCAUUAUUGCCAAUGUUUUUGUUGGUUCUAGGUAAGUAUGAUUUAGUAUAUUGCUUAAGCUAUUUAUAGGGACAAAUUUAAAUCUUAGAUUUUUUUUGUUGUUUAAAACAGGAAUAUGUUUUCAAAAGAAUAAAUGACUUUAAAAUUCAAAUUGUAUUUCAGCAUUCCUUAGUGUAACAUUUCUGUGUUAUUUUUCAAAGAUGGUAAUAGUUAAUUUAAGUUUCAAGGGUAAAUUUCUUGAACAAUUUUGCUUAUAUUUGUUCAUUAUACCUAUUUAGGAAACCAGACUUUUCAUGAGCAUGCACAAUGUUUACAGAGAGAGUUGUAUCUAAUUUGGAGUAUGCUGUAAUAAAAGUUGUGUUUUGGGAAAAUUA
This is a messenger RNA of Ailuropoda melanoleuca (giant panda), 3507 nucleotides long. RefSeq names its product ARF like GTPase 14 effector protein (gene ARL14EP). The record is from RefSeq and is a predicted model, not a curated record. The transcript is spliced from 4 exons. Lineage: Eukaryota; Metazoa; Chordata; Mammalia; Carnivora; Ursidae. Bases 257 to 1036 code for a protein of 259 amino acids. Gene Ontology annotation, cellular component: intracellular membrane-bounded organelle.